AUGAAUGGCUUGCUGAGCAGUCGCUUUAUUCUCCGUAUUUCCCGCGGAUGUCAUUCUUUCUACAGCCAUUAUUUAACAUCGGAGAUGACCAACGCAGCUGUCCAGAAGUUCCGCCCAAUAGUGGUGUCAGGUCCCUCUGGGACGGGGAAGUCCACUUUACUCAAGAGGCUCUUCACUGAGCACCCUGAUACAUUUGGGUUCUCUAUCUCACACACUACUCGAGCCCCUCGGCAGGGAGAACAAGAUGGUCGCGAAUACUACUUCACAACGAAGGAGGCGUUUCUAGACCUAGUUGGCCGAAACGGCUUCAUUGAGCAUGCCCAGUUCAGUGGUAACUACUAUGGAACCAGUGUGCAAGCGGUGAAAAGCAUUGCAGAAAAGAGCAAGAUUUGCAUCCUUGAUAUUGAGAUGGAGGGUGUGAAGCAAGUUAAGCGGACUGAUCUCAAUGCUCGCUUUUUGUUUCUUUCUCCCCCUUCAUUGGAAGAAUUGGAGAGGAGACUGCGCACUCGAGGAACAGAGACAGAAGCUAGCUUGAGUAAGCGCCUAGCACAGGCAAGAAACGAGCUCGAAUAUUCCAAGCAGCCUGGUUCCCAUGAUAAAAUCAUUGUCAACGAUGAUUUGGAUAAGGCAUAUGCUGAAAUGAAGGAUUGGAUUAUUGAUGGCGGGAAUUUCGGGGCACAGCUAUAA
Monascus purpureus is the source of this 687-nucleotide messenger RNA. The record is from the annotation of a GenBank genome assembly. Lineage: Eukaryota; Fungi; Ascomycota; Eurotiomycetes; Eurotiales; Aspergillaceae.